Molecule: messenger RNA, 795 nt
Organism: Exophiala spinifera
Lineage: Eukaryota; Fungi; Ascomycota; Eurotiomycetes; Chaetothyriales; Herpotrichiellaceae
Exons: 2
Coding region: 1-795 (264 amino acids)
Biological process (GO): regulation of endocytosis
Cellular component (GO): endosome
Molecular function (GO): GTP binding; GTPase activity
Source: RefSeq, a predicted model, not a curated record
AUGCCAAAGAUCACAACCGAUGCUCCUAAGUUGCCCUGGAAUUACAUCGCCAAACUUGUCUGCAUAGGUGAUUCUGCUACCGGCAAAUCCAGCCUCACCAUUCGACUUUGCGAAGGUCGGUUUUCUGCCUCACACGAUGUCACCAUCGGCGUCGAAUUCGGAUCACGAAUAGUUCCUGUUGGCCCCCCCGCGAACACCUCGUUAGGAGUUGGUCAACCCAACGGACAACAGUGGCGCGAUGGACUCCCGGAGCAGAAGAAGAUGAAACUAUCAUUAUGGGAUACAGCAGGCCAAGAGACAUACAAGAGCAUAACGAGAAGCUACUUUCGGGGCGCAUCUGGAGCUCUGCUAGUUUUUGACAUUACACGACGCAGCAGCUUUGAAUCCGUCACGGCAUGGCUCAACGACCUCCGACAGAUCGCUGAGGAAGGCAUCGUUGUUAUCCUGGUUGGGAACAAGCUGGACCUGGCUGAACAAAGCACAGAUACUGCAGGUGGAAGCAAACGCGCAGUCAGCCGAGAGGAAGCCGAAGAUUGGUGUCGGCGCGAAAAUGUCGUCAAGUACGUCGAGACCAGCGCGAAAAGUGGUGAAGGCGUAGAAAAAGCGUUUCUCGAGGUGGCCGAGAGGAUAUACCAAAACAUUGAAGCCGGGAAAUAUGACCUGAACGACCGACGGAGCGGAGUCAAAGGGUACGGGGCAGGGGGCGGUCGAGAAAUGCAGGGAACGGCGCCCAAGACGGUCAACCUUACACUGAACGAUGCAGUCAAGAGUGGCCAGGGCAGAAAUUGCUGUUGA